Ornithorhynchus anatinus (platypus) is the source of this 621-nucleotide messenger RNA. Its product is annotated as claudin-16-like. Bases 1 to 621 code for a protein of 206 amino acids. NCBI's taxonomy places the organism in Eukaryota, Metazoa, Chordata, Mammalia, Monotremata, Ornithorhynchidae. Gene Ontology annotation, biological process: cell adhesion; bicellular tight junction assembly. Gene Ontology annotation, cellular component: plasma membrane; bicellular tight junction. Gene Ontology annotation, molecular function: structural molecule activity. The transcript has 5 exons. The record is from RefSeq and is a predicted model, not a curated record.
AUGGGCUGCCUGGCUCUCAUCUCCACCGCCCUCCUGGUCACGGCCACCUGGACCGACUGUUGGAUGGUCAACUCGGACGACAGCGUGGAGGUGAGUCACAAGUGCCGGGGGCUAUGGCGGGAAUGCGUCACCAACGUGUUGGAUGGCAUUCGGACGUGUGACCAGUACGGCUCCAUCCUGGCCCGGCACCCACGGCGGGUGGUGCUGACGAGGUCUCUGCUCCUCCUCUCUGGACUCCUCUGUGGCUCCGGGAUGCUGGCGCUGCUCCCGGCUCUGGCCAGAGUCCGGCUCCUCAUGGACCGCUGGCGACGGCUUGGCUUUGUGGCCGGGCUGCUCCUUGGGGCCGGAGGGUUCCCCGGAGCGCUGGGAUCCUUCUGGUUUGCAGCAGAGGUGGCGUUGGAGCGGGCGGCGCUCAACCCGGCUCGAGGGCCCCUGAGCGGGCACUGGGAGUGGGGUUGGUCUCUCUGGUUCGGGAUCGUGGGCUCUGCGGGCUGCCUGGUUGCCGCCCUGGGUCUUGCCUGUUCCCUCUCCGGACCCCCAGGUAAAGGGGCCACUGGUCGCCGCUCCUGGACAAGCAGGCCGGAGCCAGGCCCCAUGUACGCCUUGAACUCUCGCGUGUGA